UCAAACUUAAAACAAUUAGAAUCGAUAAUAAUCGAACCAAACCAACUCGUCCAGAAAAUAAUCUGACCUCCUUCAAAUUUCAGCUCUCCAUUUCCUCCAUUAACUGGAUCCACAUGGCUUCUAAAUUUCAAGCAUUUUUGAACAGUCCAGUUGGUCCUAAAACUACUCAUUUCUGGGGGCCUGUUGCUAAUUGGGGAUUUGUUAUUGCUGGGCUUGUAGACAUGAAUAAACCACCUGAAAUGAUAUCAGGCAACAUGACUGCAGCAAUGUGUGUUUACUCAGGACUAUUUAUGAGGUUUGCUUGGAUGGUACAGCCUCGUAACUAUCUUCUUUUAGCAUGUCAUGCUUCAAAUGAAACUGUACAGUUAUACCAACUCUCACGGUGGGCAAGGGCUAAUGGGUACUUAUCACAGAAGAAAGAGGACGGCGUGUCUCAAUGAUUCCGUCACCUGUACAUUAAAGUUCUCAUCUUCAAAGUCUAAAAAAUUCUUGUAUAAGCAUGACAUUUGAUGUAUUUUUUUGUGUUACUUCUCUUUCAAAUGAUUUGCAAUGCUGUAUGAAUGGAGUCAUUGAAAUAUUGUCUUUAAUUUGGAAAAUUAUUUUUGUACA
Messenger RNA from Amaranthus tricolor (Joseph's coat), 609 nucleotides. Its product is annotated as mitochondrial pyruvate carrier 1-like. The record is from RefSeq and is a predicted model, not a curated record. Gene Ontology annotation, biological process: pyruvate import into mitochondria. Gene Ontology annotation, cellular component: mitochondrial inner membrane. The coding region runs from base 114 to 440 and encodes 108 amino acids. Lineage: Eukaryota; Viridiplantae; Streptophyta; Magnoliopsida; Caryophyllales; Amaranthaceae. The transcript has 5 exons.